CUUUCUGCUAAGAACCCAAAACCCCCAUUAUACAAAACCAAACAAGAGAUUAAAAAAGAUUGCUUUUUUAUUCUUAUUACCCCCUUCAGUUUCAUUUAUGCUUUUCAAAUUAAAACCAUCACCACCACCGAUGAGCUAGGGUUGCAGCUUCACCACCAUUGCUAAAACAAACAUUAUUACUCACUUCAGUUUUGAUUACAAUGGGUAAGAAUCUCUUGAUUCUUCUUGGUCUCACUCUCUUGCUUCUCUUAUUUGGAACCUUCUCAGUCUCAGCUGCACCAUCCACUACUUCCCCUGCUAAAAUUGUUACUGGUUUUCUCUCCAAUGCUGUGCCAGCUUUCACCAAGUGGGUGUGGUCCCUCAAGGCAACAACAAAAACGGCGGUUUCCAGCAGGUCGAUGAUGAAGUUUGAGAGUGGUUACAAUGUGGAGACAGUGUUUGAUGGAAGCAAGCUUGGAAUUGAGCCUUAUUCUGUUGAGUUGUUGCCCAAUGGGGAGCUUCUCAUUCUGGAUUCUUCCAACAGCAACCUUUACAGGAUCUCAUCUUCACUUUCUUUGUAUAGCAGACCGAAGCUGGUCGCGGGCUCUGCGGAAGGUUAUACUGGACAUGUUGAUGGAAAGCACAGGGAGGCUAGGAUGAACCAUCCGAAGGGGAUAACGGUUGAUGACCGAGGGAAUAUCUAUGUUGCAGAUACUACUAACAUGGCAAUUAGGAAAAUUAGUGAUUCAGGGGUUACUACAAUUGCAGGAGGAAAAUGGAUUCGUGGAGGGGGCCAUGUUGAUGGACCAAGUGAAGAAGCUAAGUUUUCUGAUGACUUUGACGUGGUUUAUGUUGGUAGUAGUUGUUCCUUACUUGUCAUAGACAGAGGAAACCGAGCGAUCAGGGAAAUUCAACUUCACUUUGAUGACUGUGCCUAUCAAUAUGGUAGCGGAUUCCCACUUGGGAUUGCAAUGCUUGUUGGGGCCGGCUUCUUUGGUUAUAUGCUGGCAUUGUUGCAGCGAAGACUCGGUACAAUUGUUGGUUCACAGGAUGAUCAGGUCCAAGUGAUGUCUUCCGUUUCACCUAGUCCUUUUCAACAGCCCAUGAAAUCUGUGAGGCCUCCCUUGAUUCCAUCCGAAUUCGAACCUGAAAAGCAAGAGGAAGGCUUCUUUGGGUCCCUUGGAAAGCUACUUGCCAAUGCCUCUGCAUCAAUGGUGGAGAUAAUGGGAGGAAUAUUUCCUGUUUUCAGAAGAAAACCACAAAGCUACAAGUUUCAAAGACAACCUCUGGUCCCACUGCAACAUCAAAAGCAAGCUUGGCCGGCGCAGGAAAGUUUCGUGAUUCCUGAUGGAGAUGAGCCUCCUUCUAUAGACAUGAGAACCCCAACCCCUCGAAAAACAUACCCUUUCAUGUCUAAAGACGCCGAGAAAAUGCAGCAAUUAAGGCAAAGUAGAGCAUUUUACAAUGGAUGGGACGGUGAUCUUCAGCAGCAGCAACAACCACAAAGACAUCAUCAUCGUCAUCAGUAUCAGUCAUCGACCCCUCACACUUACUUCGAGCAAAGCCGCGAGACAACCAAUGAGAUAGUGUUCGGGGCGGUGCAGGAACAAGAUGGUAAGGAGGAGUCUGUGGUAAUCAAGCCUGUGAACUAUGGUGACUCGCUAUAUGAACAUCACAAUAUCCGGUCUAGAGUGAAUUCCAUGGGUUAUACCCACAGGUAUUGAGUGUAUACAGUUUAGGAAUUUUAGAAGUAACAAAGCCUCAAUCCAUCUUUUGAUUGGAGAGGGAAAAUGAAGAAAUCAAGUAGUUAGUAUAAUGAUUUCUUUCAGAUGUAUCUUAGCAAGGCGAAGCUGGUCAUUAUGAUGUGAAUUGUUUUAUUCAGUUUUGCCAAAUUUAGGUUGCUGUAUUAUUUUAGAUCAAUAGAUUCUGCAUUUUACUUCU
Molecule: messenger RNA, 1920 nt
Organism: Arachis duranensis
Lineage: Eukaryota; Viridiplantae; Streptophyta; Magnoliopsida; Fabales; Fabaceae
Exons: 7
Coding region: 201-1703 (500 amino acids)
Molecular function (GO): protein binding
Source: RefSeq, a predicted model, not a curated record